GCCAGAGCUGUAUACCACUGGUAGGCAAAGUCUUCCUCAAACAUGAUAAAUCACUUCCAAAACAAAUUCCCACGUCUGUUUAUUUAUUUUCCCUCUUCACCGCCUCACGCUGGAGAUCAGCCACGCUGCUGGAGUUUAAACAGUUCAGCCUUUGUGGACUAAAGAAAUGGAGCAACAGAACAGACAUCACUGUUAAAGGAGAAAAACAACAGUAGAGAGAAGAACAUUCAUGUGAAUAUCAGAGAAACUGAAACCUUGGAGCUGAAGUCUGAUCGUGGUUCAGAAGAUGCCUCGUUCACCGGGACCAGGUUUUUGUUACGAGUUUUUUCACUGUGCUGGGCUGGUUUACAACCUACACCUACCUGAUCUUUGGCUCAGGAACCAAACUGAUUGUUUCAGAUAAUCAGGUGGUUCAGCCCGAGGUGAGCAUCUACCCUGCAGCAUCCAGAUCCCCGCCGGAGAAGCGCUCCCUACUGUGCGUGUCCUCGGCCAUGUUUCCUCCUGUGGUCAGAUUCUUCUGGAGUAGACGACCAAAGAAGAGCGGACGUCCAGAAGACCUGCCCUCCUCUGACAGACAGCAGCUGAAGCUUACAGAGUCUGGAUGUACGGCCUCCAUCUUAGCGGUGGAUCAGAGAGAGAGCGACUUGUAUAAAUACAGCUGCUAUGUGCAGCACGAGGGAGGGGGGGCAGUGAAGACUCUGGCUCCAACAGAAUUUCCAACGUUUCUAGAACCUUCAACAUCACUGCCAACAUCUCCUCCAACAUCUCCUCCAACAUCCUCUCCACCGUCACCUUCACCAUCACUUUCACCAGCUCCUCCAUCUCCAUCACUUCCUCCAUCCCCGUCUCCGUCUGUGUCUGUGUACAAGCUGAGGCUGCUCCUGCUGCUCUACACGCUGCUGAUAGUGAAGAGUCUGGUCUACUGCUGUGGACUCUUCCUGAUGACCGUCCUCAGGAACAAGAGACUGUCCACAGACUGCAGACAGGCUGGGUGACUGUAACCAUCAUCAUCUCAUCAGUUCAUCUCAUUGACUACUAAUACUUAUUGUCAAUGAUGACAUUAUCUAAAUAAAAGUAGUCUGACGACAUUUGGUGGAAACAUUUUACAACAAGGUUCACAACACUUGGUACAGCUAACAGGAAACCAGUGAUUAACUCCUCGCUGUGAUGCUCAACUUUAGAGCAACAAACACAAAAUGAACAUUUUAACACUUAUUGAAAAAGUGUACAGGAAGAUACUUAAAAUAAAUUACAAAUAUAAAAAAGCAGUAUCAAAUAGGUCAUAAAAGGUGAGAAAAAUCAAUAAAUUGAUAAGUUCAUUGUGUGUAUUUUCCAGCAGGUUGUUCCUCUUCAACAGUGUUGAUGUAAAGUUGUACGCCGAUGAUUCUCUUGUUUAAAACUGUAAAAAUAAAAAUGUUACACAGCAGCUUCAUCAGAGGAUGAACACUGAAUGUUCACAAUAAUAGCCUGUGUUUCUAUUAUUUUAUUUUAUUUUAUAGAUCAUGUUUGCUUUGGUUUCAGGUGUGAUGUCAAAUGUACAGUUUUUCUGCUUUUAUUGAAACCAUGUGUAAAUAUUUCUAUACAGAAUCAGAAACAGCAAAAUAAAAUGAUUAAAGAAAUUAUUUUAAAAAUUGUAAUAUUAUGAAGUAACAUAGCCGCACUUUAGAAUUAAAUUUCUAAUUUGAAUUUUGUUUUUAAAAAUGAAGAAAAAGCAAUGAUAUAACAUAUUUUAAUGUUUUUUUUAAAUGCAUGUUUAAGUGUCAUCCUUUCAAAAUAAAAGUCUGUUAUAAAGUUAAUGAGGGUAAUGAUAAAUCUGUGUAAAUGUCAUCUUACUCCUUUUCAAACAUGUACCAUUCAUUUC
Messenger RNA from Cheilinus undulatus (humphead wrasse), 1861 nucleotides. Its product is annotated as MICOS complex subunit MIC60-like. The record is from RefSeq and is a predicted model, not a curated record. Bases 492 to 995 code for a protein of 167 amino acids. The transcript has 4 exons. Lineage: Eukaryota; Metazoa; Chordata; Actinopteri; Labriformes; Labridae.